Molecule: messenger RNA, 4854 nt
Organism: Mizuhopecten yessoensis (Yesso scallop)
Lineage: Eukaryota; Metazoa; Mollusca; Bivalvia; Pectinida; Pectinidae
Product: transmembrane protein 19-like
Exons: 6
Coding region: 156-1193 (345 amino acids)
Cellular component (GO): membrane
Source: RefSeq, a predicted model, not a curated record
UUUGAUAGGAACUGUCCGAGUUUUGGUCCCGUCCGAGUUAUUCCCUCCGACCCCUAUACAACUACCGAGUAUUGUUAUAUUUUUACAAUGUAUUUUACUUUGAAAAAUUGAAGAGAGUAUCCUUAAUAAAAUAUAGUUAUUAUUAGAAUUCUGUGAUGCAUUAUGGGGGAAAAAGGAUUUCCCUUCGCUUCCGAUUCCCAUUUAAAACACCGAAGAUGUGGCUGGUUAUGAUUUUGGCGUUGGCUAUGCCCGUUAGCAUUGCGUGUUGGCUCGUCACAUUGGUCUACACAACAGUUAAUGGCGGUGCACACUGCAUCACUCCUUGGCGUUGGUUGGUGGCCACAGUUGCUCCAAUAAUGAUAGCCAGAUAUGGUCUGAAGAAGGGCAGUCUGGACAAGUCUGGGGCAAUCGCAGGGUUGAUAGUUGGUUUCGUCCUUACCAUAAGCAGCCUCUGCUUCUUCGCCUGUUUGUUGACCUUUUUUAUACUUGGAUCAAGAGCAACAAAGUACAAGUCUUCAGCCAAGAAAAAGUUUGAGGACAACUUCAAGGAAGGGGGCCAGAGAAACUGGAUACAGGUGCUAUGUAACGGGGGAAUCGCAGCCCAGUUUGCAGUGUUGUAUAUGUUGGACAGCGGUUGUACAGAGAAAGUGGUGGACUUCCAAGCCUGGUAUACACCCUCCUUCUUCUCCAUGGCUGUCCUCGGCGCCCUCGCCUGUAGUUGUGGCGACACCUUUGCCUCGGAGAUUGGCACAGUCUUUAGUAUCAACACAGUACCCAGGCUAAUAACUUCAUUCCGUAUUGUCCCUAAAGGUACAAACGGAGGAAUCACAUUCAUCGGGACAUUGAGUAGUGCAAUGGGCGGGGCAAUAGUAGGCGUGGCUUAUUACUUGACCCUGUUAAUGUGUACGAGUGACUUCCAGCUACAGAAGAGCCCAGCCCAGUGGCUGAUUGUCCUCACCGGGGCACUGGCUGGUCUUCUUGGCUCGACCAUUGACUCCUAUCUGGGGGCCUUGUUCCAAUACUCAGGAUUUCACCGAAAAAAGAACUGCAUUGUGGAACACCCUGGACCGGAUGUUGAGUUUAUCAGUGGGUCGGAUGUGUUGGACAAUCACAGUGUAAACUUACUGUCAUCACUCUUAACGGGACUGCUCACGCCAAAGAUCGCCUUCUACCUGUGGCAGAGUGUGAUGUAAAGGUGAUUGGCAGAGCUGCAACAAGGAUCUAAAAGAUUUGAUAUUUCAUAAAAUAAGGAUCAUUUUAAUUCGUCUUGCAUUUGAAAAGAAGUACUCAUGAAAAUCAAAAUGAUGCAACUUGUGGAGGCAAGAUAUUGUAAACGGGAAGAAGAAAAACAAAUGUUUAUUCCAGUUUUACUCUCGACAUUUUUUUUAAUUUUAAACAGAAAUGAUGUUUUUGCAUUAAGGUUGAAUUCAUGAUUGAUGUUCAUUGCGAUUUUAUGCAAAACGUCUAUUUUGAUGCCCUCUGGUAAUCAUGAUAUUGCCUAGUCCUGUUUCUUAUGAUAUUAAUUAUCUCUGUUCUAAAUGAAGCAUUUUACAUAUACAUACGUUAUUAAAGUAAGUAUUCUUUAUUUGACAACAACUAUAUUAGCUCACCUAGUGGGAAGUUAAGUGAGAUAAUUUUUGUGUCGUGGUAUGGCUUCUGCAGUGAUGUCGUGGUGUAGUGCCUGACGACUGUCGUCAAUUUUUCUUUGAAAUGACUGCUCCUUUAGUAUGGCUGAAUGAAUAUUGAUGUCACAUCAAUAUCUUAUACGAAAAGGAUUCAGUUUAUUUGUAUAAACGAAGGUAAUAGUUCCUUAAAAGAUAAAGGGACAAAAUUGAAACAAUGAUCUUCAGAGAUAGGCAAACCCUGAGGUGAGGGAUUUAUGCCAAUAUGCAUCUUGCAAAAUUACAGCUUUUUGUUUUAUCUGUUUUUGUAAAUGUAUUGUGCCAGUUUUAUUCUGUUUAAAUUUAAUACAGUUAUGUGUGAAGACAUUUAAGAAAUGCCAUUUUCAAAAUUACAAAGCGUUAUGCAAUAUUAAUUUAUAUGUUCCAUGCAUUUAUAUGUAUAUUUUUUCACUAAUACAUACUUUUAUGUAUAUGUUAAUAUGUGGACCAUAUAUACGAAUAUAUUGGUGCAAUAUUCACUGUGACUUGCAUUUCAUAUUCCAGUUACAGGCGUUAGAGAAUCCAAUAUAUAGUAGAGACUUGUUCAUCCAGCCAUAACUAAUUCGCUCGUCCUAUUAUCCAUACACUACUAAUUUGGUUUUCCUACUAUUUACAUUUUGUUUUAGGGGACCUAUACGUCUUAAUAUUCAUAUUCUUUUAUAUCUAGCCGUCUCAUAUUUUAAACAAAUUUGCUUGGAACGAAUGUGACUGGAUUCGCCAGGUUUCGCCAGGUUCAACUUUAAUUUUAUAUAAGAAGUGAUUUAUUAAGAUUUUAUCAUGCUUUAAAAUGAUUUAAUAUAUAAUAUGUUGAGACUACGUGAUUAACGGUUGAGUGUCCAUUAUCGUUUCGUUUGACUGUUAAUCAAUAUGGUUUUUCAUUGGAAUUAUUUGGUAUUAGUUCUAAUUUUGUGUAGUUUCAAAUGGAAACAUACAUUUUUUGCAGAAGUCCUUUUACGAAUACCCCAUUUCGAAAAGUAAAUCAAGAGUGAAAUUAAGCCAACCAUUAAAUGUAACAAACCCAUUUUCAUCAACUACGAAUAACUUGUUAAAUUACAAUUUAAUUUUAUAAUGCGGUUCUCAGUGUAAAGCUUUUUAAAGGCACAUAAAGAAUCCUUAGAAUUUAGAUUAAUACAUCAAAUAUAUAUAAGUGUACAUUACAGUGCAAAGUUUUCUUUAACAAAAACAUAUUAGUUUAAGAAAACACAUUCUUAUCAAACAUUUUAUCACAAAAACAAGCUGAGUAUUUCGAUACAAUCAAAGAUAUGAAAACAUGUUCUUUAUCUUUGGAAGUAGAUUUUCACAAAUGGUCAUUGUCCACACUACAGAACUUCUAAAUGGAAUUAAGUAAAGGUCAUGCUUUCUUUUCAGAAACGUUUAUACGUUGCACAUACCUUUCAGUAUGAUAAACAUCGCCAGGAAUUCGAAUUACUGAUGUACUUUUUACGGUUAACCUCUCCAUUAUCGGGCCAUAUGUAUACAUCUAGGAAAUGAUCCGAAUGCAUGUACAUAUGUACAACAGAGCGAUACAAACCUGUUAAGUGCUUUGUACCUGUUACCUGCGGAUCAGCUGCGUUAUUAUUCUACAUUCAUCAGGGAAGAAGAAAUUGUGAGGACUUUGUUCUGCUGUUGUAUUACCUAGGUCAUUUUUCUCACCCCAACACAUAUACGAUAUUUCCUGAUAAAACGAUAAUUUUUUUACCCGAUUUCUUGUAACUUUAAUCCAGUUAAUUAGCCUUCGAUUUCAAUAGCACUCCUUACAGCCGAGUGAGGGUACAUACCUGUGAGGGCUUACGGGUGUCGGCGAGAUAAGAUCAGUGCCGCUACUUGUGAAGGGAUUUAGCCAGCUGUAUCGGAGGUACAGACGCUCACUGUGUUUACGGUAAUUCAGGACAGAUCACAUGUGAUGGGGCAGCACAAAAAGACUUUCAUUUUUACUUGAUUACUUAUCGGAUUCCAUACUACAGGUGAAUAGAACUCAGUCUUAGUGUUUGAAGUUGAUGUAUAUCACGUUUAUUCAGCCUUGAUCAGAUUCCCUUCUGCAACAGAUCAAAUGCUGUGCUACAUCAUAUAUACUUAUAUCAUUUCUUUUUAUGCAUAGCCAUUUCAUAAAUUAAUCAGAUUCUUCUUAAGACAAAUUAAGAAUUAUGUCAGUAUCGAGGUUAUUCAAACAAAGAAGUUUUCUGGAAUUAUGAAAACCUUAUAUUCUCAAAUACGUAAAUAAAGCCAAAAUCUCGAAAAUACAUUUCAAUUCUUGAUAUCAAAAAUGGUAUUAGAAUUAACUAGAUAACUUUAAAGUAAAAAGGCAGAUAACAUGUCAAAAUAACUGUACUAUCCAGAGAGUCAAUUGACCGAAAAAUAAGCAGAAUGAAAAAGAAAUUAGAUUGUAUAACAUCAACCUCACAAAGGCAAAAGUAUUCGGUCACUAUUUUUUUUAUUAUAUUAUAUUCUAUGUAUAUUCCGAAUAAUUUAUAUAAAAUAUACAGUUAUAUAAAAUAAUUGUAAGAUGUUCCGUGUCUAAGUAAGUAAGUACUUGUGAAUUAGAUGGUAGGUUUUGUAUUUUAACGUCAAAGUGAUGUCGCUGAAAAAGAAUAGUCGCUGAAAAAGAAUACUCACAAGAACAAUCAUUUUUUUCCCGUGGACUAAGGUUCAUGGAAUUUAUGCAAAUAUUGUUAAAAUACAUGUUAAAUAUGUAGACUGAUUGACACAUUGGAUCAGAAAUAGUUCUUGUAAAAAUUAGAAUUACCCAGAAAAUACAUGUAGUGAAGGACAAAUGAGUGCCUUAAUACGUAUGUAUUUGAAGACCGAUUUGUCAAAAUGAGCUCUGUGGUGUAUGUUAUGAAAUGAUGAAAGGAAUUAAAUGGUUUUUGUAAUGUUUACCAGAUUUUCAUGAUACUCAAACAUUAAUACUUAUUUCUAAGGUUAUUUUGUUGAGAUUGUCAAUUACUUUACUGUUAAAAAGGUAAUGGUUGAUAUACCGUAACUUAUUGUUUGUCACUUUUUGUACGGUAGAAGAGAUCGUUGAAAAGAAAAUGCUGAUCAUAACACAAAUAAGAUUAGGAUAAAUGGUGCUAUAACAUCGAAUAUUUUUUUAUUGAAUACUGUAAUCAUCCUUUUUAGCUCAUGUGGUCCGAAGGACCAUGGUGAGCUUAUGCCAUACCGCAGCGUCCGUCGUCCGUCCGUCCGUCGUCCGUCC